Molecule: messenger RNA, 2169 nt
Organism: Prunus dulcis (almond)
Lineage: Eukaryota; Viridiplantae; Streptophyta; Magnoliopsida; Rosales; Rosaceae
Exons: 4
Coding region: 617-1921 (434 amino acids)
Source: RefSeq, a predicted model, not a curated record
GUGAUGCAGAGUGAGAAGGAGAUGACGAUAGUUUUUUGGUUUCGUUAUUCUGGGAGGAGGGUGUUGUGGUGUGCUGUGUGUCCUCGUGAUCCGUGCACAGUCUACGUGAUAUCCAAAGCAGCAGACGACUCAGUUAAAAUAAGACUUCAGCAAAACAACAACAACAGGAAGAGCAGCAGCAGCAACAACAAUAAAUACCCAUAUCUUUCUGUUAACUAAUGAAGCCCUCUCUCUCUCUUCCUCUUUCUCUCUCUCUUCUUGCUCAGUUCGCAUCAAUCAUUUACUCAUAAUAUUUAUUGCAGCCCACAUUCGCUUCGUUCCUUUUCCCUAAAGGAAGAGCAGGAGAUUUCUGGUAUAGGGUAAGCCAGUUUUGGUGUUUCUCUCUGUUGUCGUUGUUGUUCUUUUGUUGGGACUUCUUUUCUUCAAAUGCUUUGCUACUGAAUUUCUGCUCUUGUUUCAGCUCCGCAAGUUAGGCUGCUGCUCGGACACAAAUCAUCAAGGAAUUUAAAGUUUCAACAAAAAUCGUGUAUUGCAAAGGCCUCUGAGUCCACAAGGAACUGUCUAUACCGUCCAAGAAUAUGGCUUUGGAUAUAAUGGGGAAAUUUUUGUGACCAGAAUGGAUCCUCAGGCUUUUAUUAGGCUGUCAAUAAGCUCACUGGGAUUGAGGAUUCCUGGAACAGCGUUGAAGUCUGAAAAAUCUGGGAUUCAUGCAUUCUCUUCUCCAUAUUCGUGUGAAAUUCGCCUUCGAGGAUUCCCUAUGCAGACAGCGUCAGUCCCCUUAGUAUCCUCUUCUGAAGCUACACUUGAUUCUCAUACCAUUGCCUCAAGUUUUUACCUUGAAGAAUCAGAUAUUAAAGCGUUGCUGGAACCUGGGUGUUUCUACAGUCCUCAUGCCUUUCUGGAGAUUGCUCUUUUCACAGGGAAGAAGGGGUCCCACUGUGGUGUAGGGGUCAAAAGGCAGCAAAUUGGGACAUAUAAGCUGGAGGUUGGUCCUGAAUGGGGGGAAGGAAAGCCAGUGGUUCUCUUUAGUGGGUGGAUAGGUAUCGGAAAAAACAAGCAGGAGGGUGGGAAAUUGAGUGCCGAGCUUCAUUUGAGAGUGAGAUUAGAUCCUGAUCCAAGAUAUGUAUUCCAGUUUGACGAUGUCACAAAACUGAGUCCUCAGGUUGUGCAGCUUCAAGGCUCCAUUAAGCAGCCUAUUUUCAGUUGCAAGUUCAUCCGAGACAGGGUUCCCCAUGCGGAUCCACUGAGCACUUACUGGUCAGGUUCUGCUAACGAUCCUGAUCUCGAAUCAGAGAGAAGAGAGAGAAAGGGAUGGAAGGUGACCAUACAUGAUCUCUCUGGCUCGGCUGUUGCAGCAGCCUUUAUAACAACUCCAUUUGUUCCAUCAACAGGUUGUGAUUGGGUUGCAAGGUCCAACCCAGGAGCUUGGAUGAUUGUUAGUCCUGAUCCUUGCAGGCCUGACAGUUGGCAGCCAUGGGGAAAGCUUGAGGCAUGGCGUGAGCGUGGCAUUAGAGACUCCGUUUGCUGCCGAUUUCGCCUUCUUUCUGAAUGCCAGGAGGCAGUGGAGCUCCUCCAGUCUGAAAUCCGCAUCAAUGCUGAAAAGGGUGGGGAGUUUUUCAUAGACACAGACAAACAGAUGCGAGCAGCAGCAGAGGCGGCGGCCGCCAGUCCAAUACCAAGCCCACAAAGCAGUGGAGACUUUGCAGGUUUAGGUCCAGUAGUAGGUGGUUUUGUCAUGAGCUGUAGAGUGCAAGGGGAAGGAAAGAGCAGCAAGCCAUUGGUACAACUAGCCAUGAGGCAUGUUACGUGCGUGGAGGACGCGGCCAUCUUCAUGGCUCUUGCAGCUGCUGUUGAUCUCAGCAUUGAGGCAUGUAGGCCCUUCCGCCGGAAGUUCAGGAAACCAUCCUUCCAUUCUUUAUGAAAAUUAAGAAAAUUCGAGUUAAAAAGAAUGGAGGUGAUUAGCAUCCAUGCACCCAAAACAGCUAUGUUUUUCUUGAUUGCUGUAACAUCUGGGGUUGUGUACAGGAAACUGUUGUUUACAACUCUCUCAAAACUUUCUAAUGAUAGCAUUAAGCCAAAGUGACGUCAUUAUACAUCGUUUAGACAGUAGUUUCUCAUGGUGUCAGAAACUUUCUAAUUUUAUAAAUACUAGCAAGUUGAUUAGAACUU